This is a messenger RNA of Olea europaea var. sylvestris, 6210 nucleotides long. Its product is annotated as histone acetyltransferase HAC1-like. Bases 362 to 5710 code for a protein of 1782 amino acids. The record is from RefSeq and is a predicted model, not a curated record. Gene Ontology annotation, molecular function: histone acetyltransferase activity; transcription coactivator activity; chromatin DNA binding. Gene Ontology annotation, biological process: positive regulation of transcription by RNA polymerase II. Gene Ontology annotation, cellular component: transcription regulator complex; histone acetyltransferase complex. The transcript has 18 exons. Lineage: Eukaryota; Viridiplantae; Streptophyta; Magnoliopsida; Lamiales; Oleaceae.
UUUAAUAAAAUACCCAUUUCUAAAUGGGUCCUUCUCUUCUCCGAGUCGCUGAUCUUCGCCGAGACCUCUCUUAGCCGAUGAAGCUUUAACAUCAGCUCAAGCUCAUAACUCGAUUCCAUCGAUUUUUUUAAUUUUAAUUUAUUUUCUUUUUUUCGCUGGAUUGUCUCCUGUUUAUUCCGCUUUCCAGUUUUGGCCAUAUUCAUAAUUUUGGUACCCUGGUCAGACAAUAUGGGUGGCAUUACUUAUGGAACAUGACUGAUUAGGGAUGCAUUAUUCCAAUUGGCAUAUUAUGUUGUUUGUCUAAAUUUUGGAUCUCUGGUUAUUUGUUUUAUGAAGGACAAAUUCAUUAGCCUAUGCAAAGAUGAAUUUACCAGCACACCACCUUUCAGGGCAGAUCUCGGGACAGGCACUGAACCAAGCUGGUACUUCAGUGCCCAAGCUGGCACAGCAAAAUGGAAAUCCUCUACCUGGUCAGAUGCAAAAUCCUAGUAUCCAUCGCGGUGUCCCAUAUAUGGACCCUGAAUUUGCAAAAGCACGCAUAUAUAUGGCAAAAAAGAUCCUUGAAUUUCUCAACCAGAAGCGGCAGCAAUCUCAUGAAGUACCUCCUCAGAAAAUGGUGGAUUUAGCAAGACGCCUCGAAGAAGGUCUAGUUAAGAGUGCCAGUUCAAAGGAGGAGUAUCUGAAUCAGUCAACCUUGGAAAGUCGUUUGCACUUUCUAAUUAAAAGAUCACCUAUGAGUAAUCAAAACCAGCAAUUUUCACAUGCUAAUACUUCUGCUUCCAUUGGAACAAUGAUUCCAACUCCCGGACUGAUGCAAACUGCGAAUUCAAGCCUUAUAGGAACAUCGGCUGUUGAUAAUUCUGUUAUUGCCAACAAUAAUUCUAAUAUUACAUCAUCCGGCGUCAAUUCUGGUGGCUUCAUGUCAACUGGAAAUGGGCCUUCUGGGAGCGUGCAUGGUUGUUCUUUUAGUUCUCCUGAUGGAACAUUAUCUGGUGGAUAUCAACUGCCGUCAUCCAGUUUUUCGAUCAGUUCUGGUGGAAAUAAUAUGCUGACAUCCACGGGUGUACAAAGAAUGGCAAGCCAAAUGAUUCCUACUCCUGGAUUUAAUAGUUCUAGUACUAAUGAUGUGGAUAAUAAUGCUAAUAAUCAGUCUUUUAUGAAUAUGGAAUCCUCUAAUAACGUUGGUGCAUUUCAAACUGGUGAAUCUGCAAUUGUAUCACAGCCCAUGCAGCAAAAGCAGCAUGUUGGUGGUCAAAACAGUCGUAUAUUGCAUAAUAUUGGUGGCCAUUUAGGUGGCGGAAUUAGGUCUACGUUGCAGCAAAAGUCCUAUGGAGUAUCAAAUGGCCCCUUAAAUGGUGGGUUGGGGAUGAUGGGAAACAAUAUGAUGAAUGACACAGGAGCUUCUGAGGGCUAUUUAACUGGAACACUGUAUGGAAAUCCCCCCAAACCCUUGCAACAUCAUUUUGAUCAACAUCAACGAACAGUAAUACAUGGUGAUGGGUAUGGAAUUGGUGGUUCUGAAUCUGCAGGGUCUGGAAACUUGUAUGCUUCACAGAUGGUGAACAAUCAGAGCUUAAAUGCUGUAUCUUUGCAGUCCAUGCCAAAAGCAAACUCUCAUUUGAUGACCAAUCAGUCGAAUGUUCACUCUACUCAACAGGUGACGAGUAUGAAGCCUCAAUUAAUUGACCAAUCAGAAAAGAUGAACUUUCAAUCACAAUACUCAGGGAGAGAGAAUCUUGUAAAUUCCCAUCAACACCAACAAUUUCAUCAGUCAUCUCAUCAAUUCCAGCGCCAUCAACUCCAGCAAAAGCAGCAAAGUCAACAACACCAGCACUUAUUGAAGAAUGACAUUUUUGCCCAGUCUCACUUGUUACCUAAUACUGAUUCUGAAGGGAAGCCUGAUACAGAGCAUCGUGAUGAAGGUCUGCACUUCCAAGUCCCAGGGCCAUUCCAAUUUUCUGAUAUGCAGACUCAAUUACCACAGAACCCUAUGGAAACCCAUUCAAGAGGUGCUCAGUUGCUCUCACAUCCUUCGCUCUCACAGGAUGCCUCUUCAUCACUAACUCAAACUUCAGAUCAGAUGCAACAGUUGAUGCAUCCUGAUCAGUUUGCUGCUAAUCCAGAAAGUGAUUUGAGCGGUAUAGUUCAACCAGAUACAGCACUUCAAGGUCAAUGGUAUCCCAACUCUCAGGAUGGGUCUCAUGUAUUUGGGAGACUCCUGCUUGAUCAAAAUGUUCACGAGGAUUCUCGUCAGGGUAUAACUGGGCAAAAUGUAGCUCAGCAGAACAAUUUAUCUUCAGAAGAAUCCAUUAUUGGUCAAUCUGAUACUACCAAAGCAACAGAACCUCCAAAUGUAAGUGGCACUGUGUGUAGAUCCAAUAACCUUAAUCGUGAGCGACAGUUCAAGAAUCAACAGAGAUGGCUGUUAUUUUUACGCCAUGCUCGUCGAUGUCCAGCUCCAGAAGGGAAAUGUCAAGAUCCCAACUGCUUAACGGCACAAAAUUUGUUGAAACAUAUGGAAAAAUGCAACGCAUUUCAAUGUGCAUAUCCACGUUGCCGCGCCACAAAGGUUUUAAUCAAUCAUCACAGGCGCUGUAAGGAUGCAAGUUGUCCUGUUUGCGUUCCUGUUAAGAAUUUUGUGCAGGCACAAUUAAAAGCAUUUGCUCGUUCUGAUAUCAAUUCCGGCCCACCAAAUCCGGUCAAUGGAUCCUGUAAAUCCUUCGAUACCGCUGAAAUUGCUGGUAGGUUGACUCCGAAGACAAACCCAACAGUAGCUGAAACUCCAGAAGAUUUACAGCCUUCUAUUAAACGCAUGAAGACCGAACCAGCCUCAGGAUCUCUAGUAUCUGAAAGUGAAAGUUCUGUUGUACCAGAUGCUUCCACAAAUGGACCUCAUCCCCUUCCAAAUGUACAUCAAGCUGAACAACACCAUGACUCUUGCAUGCCAACAAAACCUGAAGUAACAGAAGUAAAGAUUGAGGUUCUUACAAGCAUUGGACAAGGCAGUUCGAAGAGUUUUGAGAUGAAAAAUGAUAAGUUGGACAAUUUCUACAACCAAAGGCCUGAUGAUGAUCAAAACACGCAGAAAAAUUCUGAUGGCUUUGAUUUUAAAGAUGGCAUUACAAUUGAGAAGGAAUUAGACCAGGAUAAACAAGUAAAUACAUCAUUACCUGCUGAAACAGUGUCAAAGUCUGGGAAGCCAACUAUAAAAGGAGUCUCGAUGAUGGAGCUGUUCACCCCUGAACAAGUUCGGGAGCACAUUAGAGGUUUGAGACAGUGGGUUGGACAGAGCAAAGCAAAAGCAGAAAAAAAUCAAGCAAUGGAGCGUACAAUGAGUGAGAAUUCUUGCCAGUUGUGUGCAGUUGAGAGGCUUACCUUUGAACCACCACCAAUAUAUUGUACACCUUGUGGUGCCCGUGUUAAAAGAAAUGCAAUGUACUAUACCAUUGGAGCUGGUGAUACUCGUCAAUACUUCUGCAUACGCUGCUAUAACGAGGCCCGUGGAGAUACCAUUGUAGUUGAUGCAACUUCUAUUCCAAAGGCAAGGAUGGAGAAGAAGAAAAAUGACGAGGAAACUGAAGAAUGGUGGGUACAAUGUGAUAAGUGUGAAGCUUGGCAACAUCAAAUAUGUGCAUUAUUUAACGGUAGAAGGAAUGAUGGUGGACAAGCUGACUACACUUGUCCAAAUUGUUACAUAGAGGAAGUUGAAAGAGGAGAACGUAUGCCAUUACCACAGAGUGCUGUUCUUGGGGCAAAAGAUUUGCCUAGAACCAUUUUGAGUGAUCAUAUUGAGCAGCGAUUGUUUAGACGGCUGAAGCUAGAAAGACAGGAAAGAGCAAGGCUUCAAGGAAAAAGUUAUGAUGAGGUUCCAGGAGCAGAAUCACUUGUUGUUAGAGUUGUUUCAUCAGUGGACAAAAAGUUGGAAGUUAAACCGCGGUUUCUUGAAAUUUUUCAAGAGGAAAAUUAUCCAUCAGAGUUCCCAUAUAAAUCUAAGUGUUUUUUAGGGGGAGAGCAGGGAGGUAGAUUGAGAGAGUGGAUAUCUGUUGUAGAAUACUGGAAACAGCCACUACUGUUAAAAAAUGAACUGAGUGUCUCUCUGUGGUUAGAGAGGCAGGUGGUGUUAUUAUUUCAAAAAAUUGAAGGAGUUGAAGUAUGCCUUUUUGGCAUGUAUCUUCAAGAAUUUGGAUCAGAAUGUCUGCAGCCAAAUAACCGCCGAGUCUAUCUUUCGUAUCUAGAUUCUGUCAAGUACUUCAGGCCAGAGGUCAAAGCAGUGACGGGAGAGGCUCUUCGUACAUUUGUGUACCAUGAAAUUUUGAUUGGAUAUUUAGAGUACUGUAAGUUGCGCGGAUUCACAAGCUGCUACAUAUGGGCUUGCCCACCAUUGAAGGGUGAAGACUAUAUUUUAUAUUGCCACCCAGAAAUUCAGAAGACACCAAAAUCUGAUAAACUCAGGGAGUGGUACUUGUCCAUGUUAAGAAAAGCCGCAAAGGAAAAUAUCGUUGUUGAGCUUACUAAUCUAUACGAUCAUUUCUUUGUAUCUAAUGGUGAAUGUAAGGCAAAGGUGACUGCAGCUCGUUUGCCAUACUUUGAUGGAGAUUAUUGGCCGGGUGCUGCAGAGGACAUGAUCUAUCAACUACAACAAGAGGAGGAUGGAAGAAAACAGCAUAAGAAGGAAACCAUUAAAAAGACCAUUACAAAAAGAGCUUUGAAGGCAUCUGGCCAAACUGAUCUCUCUGGGAAUGCAUCAAAGGACCUGAUGUUGAUGCAUAAACUUGGUGAGACAAUUAGUCCAAUGAAAGAGGAUUUUAUCAUGGUUCACUUGCAGCAUGCAUGUACACAUUGCUGUAUUCUCAUGGUGUCCGGAAAUCGUUGGGAUUGCCAACAGUGCAAAAAUUUUCAGCUUUGUGACCAUUGCUAUGAAGCUGAACAAAAACGUGAGGACAGAGAGAGACAUCCUAUCUAUCAAAAGGACAAGCAUGUCCUUUAUCCAGUUGAAAUCACUGAUGUUACGAGUGAUACCAAAGAUAAAGAUGAGAUUCUGGAGAGUGAAUUCUUUGAUACGAGACAGGCAUUUCUCAGCCUUUGUCAAGGAAACCACUAUCAAUAUGAUACCCUUCGCCGUGCUAAGCAUUCCUCAAUGAUGGUUCUUUACCAUCUACACAAUCCCACAGCGCCGGCUUUUGUAAUAACAUGCAAUGUAUGCCACCUUGAUAUAGAUGCUGGUCAAGGUUGGCAUUGUGAGACAUGCCCAGAUUAUGAUGUAUGCAAUGCUUGUUAUCAGAAAGAUGGUGGAAUUGAUCAUCCUCAUAAGUUAACAAAUCAUACAUCCAAUGAUCGUGAUGCACAAAAUAAAGAAGCCAGACAGAUGCGAGUUAUGCAGCUUAGGAAAAUGCUCGAUCUCUUGGUACAUGCUUCUCAGUGUCGUUCCCCACAUUGCCAAUAUCUAAACUGUCGCAAGGUUAAGGGACUUUUCCGCCAUGGUAUGCUGUGCAAAAUACGUGCUUCUGGAGGUUGUGUUCUUUGUAAGAAAAUGUGGUAUCUCCUUCAGCUUCAUGCUCGAGCAUGCAAAGAAUCUGAAUGCACUGUACCACGCUGCAGAGAUUUGAAGGAACACAUGAGACGGCUGCAGCAACAGUCUGAUUCCCGACGAAGGGCUGCUGUAAUGGAAAUGAUGAGGCAGCGUGCUGCAGAGGUUGCUACCAAUUCUUGACGAUGUUCUAGUUGUUUUUUGUUGUUGUAUAUAUACACUAGUCACAACAUUUUGAAGAUGCUAUUUCUAAGCCAGGUAGAUAAUUUAUUAGUUAUAAACUGGGGUGCCUAAUGGGUAGAAAAUUUGACGUCAAACUCCACAGCAAAAUACUUUGCGGGAGUUCCUAUUCAUUCACAAUUCUAAAGAUAAGCUUGAUGGGGAAGUUAUAGAUCAGGGACUGCUGGCUUCUGCAACGACUGACUCUUUAUUUGAAGAACAGAUUUCUAGAAGUGUGAGUUAUGGCAGCAAUUUUUUGAUUUUUAUGUUGUAUUUUAUCUCUUGCUCGCAUUUGAUGGCAAGUGUGUGUACCACAGCUUUUGAGAUUGUUUACAAAUACAUAAUUUUUUUCGAUUUUCCUUUGGCAUUUUUGUUCUCCUUUUGUAACCCUCAAAAUUGUACUUCCUGUAGAUGGAAACUUUAAAUGUUUCUUUUGUGCUAAAUUGUCAUCCUUAGUACUGAUA